Cynocephalus volans (Philippine flying lemur) is the source of this 1754-nucleotide messenger RNA. It is a transcript of the gene SLC52A2, whose product is annotated as solute carrier family 52 member 2. Bases 184 to 1527 code for a protein of 447 amino acids. The record is from RefSeq and is a predicted model, not a curated record. The transcript is spliced from 5 exons. Lineage: Eukaryota; Metazoa; Chordata; Mammalia; Dermoptera; Cynocephalidae. Gene Ontology annotation, cellular component: plasma membrane. Gene Ontology annotation, biological process: riboflavin transport. Gene Ontology annotation, molecular function: riboflavin transmembrane transporter activity.
AGGAAGGUCGGCUGCGUCUCCGUCACCAUCCCCUGGACCCCACCUGCCGGCGGCGCCGGUCGCGGUCCCGACGCAGCUGCCCGCUCGAAGAGGGCUUUGGUUUCCAGAAGAGCUGACGACCUAGGUGGGGAAGGAGCCGGCUGUGACCCUUGCCCUGCUCUGGAGGGCCCAGCCUUGGGCUGAAUGGCAGCGCCCACGCUGGGCAACCUGGUGCUGACCCACGUACUGGUGGCCCUCUUCGGCAUGGGCUCGUGGGCUGCGGUCAACGGGAUCUGGGUGGAGCUGCCUGUGGUGGUAAAAGACCUUCCAGAGGGUUGGAGCCUCCCCUCAUACCUCUCUGUGUUGGUGGCGCUGGGGAACCUGGGUCUGCUGGUGGUGACCCUGUGGAGGCGGCUGGCCCCGGGCAAGGGCGAGCGGGUCCCCAUCCAGGUGGUGCAGGCGCUGAGCGUGGUGGGCACAGCCCUGCUGGCCCCUCUGUGGCACCGUGUGGCCCCAGUGGCAGGGCAGCUGCACUCCGUGGCCUUCCUAACGCUGGCCUUGGUGCUGGCAAUGGCCUGCUGUGCCUCUAAUGUCACUUUCCUGCCCUUCUUAAGCCAUCUGCCACCUCCCUUCUUACGGUCUUUCUUCCUGGGCCAGGGCCUCAGUGCACUGCUGCCCUGUGUGCUGGCCCUAGUGCAGGGCGUGGGACGCCUUGAGUGCCCACCAGCACCCACCAAUGGCACUCCUGGGCCCCCUCUCAUCUUCCCUGAGCGUUUUCCUGCCAGCACCUUCUUCUGGGCACUGACCGCUCUUCUGGUCACUUCAGCUGCUGCCUUCCAGGGUCUCCUGCUGUUGUUGCCAUCAACACUAUCUGUACCCCCAGGGGGCUCAGGGCCUGGCCUGCAAGUAGGAGCCCCAGGAGCGGAGCAGGAAGAGGAGGAAGAAGAGGCCUCACCAUUGCAGGAGCCACCGAGCCAAGCGGCAGGCACCACCCCUAGCCCAGACCCUGAGGCCCUCCAGCUGCUCUCAGCCCGUGGGGCCUGCCUGCUAGGCCUGCUGGCCGUCACCAAUGCACUGACCAACGGUGUGCUGCCUGCUGUGCAGAGCUUCUCCUGCUUGCCCUAUGGGCGCCUGGCCUACCACCUGGCCGCCGUGCUGGGCAGUGCCGCCAACCCCCUCGCCUGCUUCCUGGCCAUGGGCGUGCUGUGCAGGUCCCUGUCAGGGCUGGGUGGCCUCUCUCUUCUAGGCGUGCUCUUUGGGGCCUACCUGAUGGCACUGGCAAUCCUGAGCCCUUGCCCGCCCCUAGUGGGUACUUCUGCAGGGGUAGUCUUUGUGGUUCUGUCAUGGGUGCUGUGUCUGGGUGUGUUCUCAUAUGUGAAGGUGGCAGCUGGCUCCCUGCUGCAUGGUGGGGGCCGGCCAGCGUUGCUGGCAGCUGGCAUGGCCAUCCAGAUGGGCUCCCUGCUUGGCGCGGUGGCCAUGUUCCCUCCCACCAGCAUCUACCAUGUGUUCCGCAGCGGGAAGGAUUGUGUGGACCCCUGUGGCCCCUGAGCCUGGGCAAGUGGGGACCUCACUCCACCCCACCCGUCUUCAUCUCAAGGCUGUCACAGUGCCUGAGUGCACACGGACACACUUGACACCUGCACACUCCACAGAAGAACCUGGCACUUCAGGCCAGGGUUCAACCAAAGAGUAGACCUAGAGCCAGAGACUGUGGGCUUGGCCUGAGGCCUGGGACACUCAUGGGAUUUGUACAAUAAAGCAUUUUUAUUCAAUGA